UUACUUAAGCACUUAUUUUCCUAACACAAAAAUGGAAUGUAUCUUCAUGUUUGAUCCUUCUUAAUGGCUUAAUCUUUCCUCCUUUCAUCUCACUUCUAUCAUUUCUCAUCUAAGAAAACAUGGACAAACCCUAAAGAAAUCAAUGGUUUUUGUUUCUAUUGGCAUGUUCAAUCUCAUGAUGUGAGGUCUUCUAAGAUAUUUAGUUAAGGUGUGAACUUUGAAGCCUUUUGUUCAUCAAAACAAUCAAAAGAAAAGGAAAAAAAAUUGCAAGAAAAUGAGUUAUAUUGUGUCUAGUAAAAGAUCAUUACCUAUGUGGAGUUUCUAUAAUGGUGGAAGUUGCAGAAACUCACCAAACUCCUCUAAUGAAAAUUCUAGAAUUCUAGAAUUGUCACUUUCUAGUGACAAUGGUUUCUCCCCAGGUGAAGAACCAAAGGAUGCAGAUUAUGUUCUACCGUUACCAUAUCUCAGUGAUGAGAUAGAGACAAUGAUAUUGUCGAGGUUUCCUAUAUCAAAACACUGGAAAAUGUGUUGCUUAAACAAGAAGUAUUUGAAUGUAAUGAAGAGUGGUGAGAUUUAUAGGAUGAGGAGAAUGAUAGGGUUGAAAGAACCCUCAGUUUUUAUGUUGGCAAGUGGUGAGAGGAAUUGGUGUGUGUUUGAUGGUGAAUUCAAGUCAUGCAAGAAAUUGCCAAUUAUUCCAUCUGAUUACAAGUUUGAAUUUGGUGUUAAAGACUCCUUUUCUGCUGGCACACAUUUGUUUGUUUCAGGUAUGGAGAUUGAUGGAGCAGUUAUAUGGAGAUAUGAACUAACAACAAAUGAAUGGUUCAAAGGUCCAUCAAUGAUAACACCAAGGUGUGCCUUUGCAUCAGCUUCAUCUAACACUUUUGCUUAUAUUGCCGGUGGACUUGAAACAAAGAACUGCAUUGAAAUUCUAAACUCAGCUGAAAAAUACAAUUCAGAAAACCAAACAUGGCAAAAACUCCCAAACAUGAACAAAAAGAGAAGAUUCUGUUCAGGUUGUUACUUGGACAACAAGUUUUAUGUAAUCGGAGGACAAGAUGAAAACCAAAAGAAUCUAACAUGCGGAGAAUUCUUCGACGAAAAGGCCAACAAAUGGAACUUGAUUCCAAACAUGUUGAAAGAUAUUAUUCUUUCGAGUUUAGGAUCACCGCCUCUUAUAGCCGUUGUUAACAAUGAAUUGUAUGCGCUCGAUGCUUCUUCGAACGAGGUUAAGGUUUAUGUGAAAGGUAAGAAUUUGUGGAAGAAAUUAGGGUUUGUUCCUGUGAGAGCUGAUGUACUUGGUUGGGGGAUAGCAUUCAAAUCUUUGGGAAAUGAGUUGCUUGUUAUUGGUGAUAGUUCACAUACAACUUUGAUGAAGAUUUAUACUUGUUUGCCUCAUCAUGAUUUGGAGGUUUUGGAAUGGAAGCAAAUUGUGUGUGGUAGUGGAAAUCUUAAUCCUUUUAUUCAUAAUUGUGCUGUUAUGUUAGCUUGAAAAGUUUGAAGUUUGUAUUUUAAGGAAUAAGUAGGGUUUCUUGGAAAUGAAACUCUUCAAAAAUAUAAUUUACCUGAGUAGGGUUAUAAGAAUCCAUCCGAGUUUAAAAAGUCUCUGAUUCAAUCAAUAGAAUUCGAACUCAAAUUUUUGUGAAAUUUGAGUUAGUAGAAUUCUUUUUUGGUUGAACCGAUCUAUUUUCACGGAGUUUGCUUGAUUACUUUAUUAUAUUUUAUCAUUUGAUUAAUGUUUUUAGUAUAUGUCAUAUGGUGUCAUUUGAUGAAACUACUUGUAGUUGAUCAUCAUUGGCUUAGUUUGUUAUUAAGUUUGCUUAUGUAAUAUAUAUGUAUCUUGUUUUUUUAUCUUGAAAUUAAGUUGAAAGUGUUUAAGUCG
Molecule: messenger RNA, 1879 nt
Organism: Vicia villosa (hairy vetch)
Lineage: Eukaryota; Viridiplantae; Streptophyta; Magnoliopsida; Fabales; Fabaceae
Product: F-box/kelch-repeat protein At3g27150-like
Exons: 3
Coding region: 275-1489 (404 amino acids)
Cellular component (GO): cytosol
Molecular function (GO): protein binding
Source: RefSeq, a predicted model, not a curated record